UUUAUUAUCUUUUUACAUGGUUUACCUAAUACCACUCAAUGUAUUUGCCGCCGUCCACUUGUCAUCGCACCAACAACAACGAAAAUACCAACACCUACAGUUUUGAUUAUAUGCGCAUUUUUAACGGUACUGGGGAUGACAUUCCUAAUCUUGGCCUGUGCGCUGCCCACUCCAAAGAUAUUUUACCCAUUCUUUGUACUGCUGUUUUAUGUUUUGUCUGUGUUGCCCGUUUUCAUAUCGAAACGAACUACCCCAAGCAACGAAACAAAUCCGAAAUCAGAAUUCGCCCUUUUCCUUACUGCUGGUAUGGUGCUGAGCGCCUUUGCUUUGCCCAUCGUCUUGGCACAUUCGGCUGUCAUAAGUUGGACUGCGUGCACGCUGACGCUAAUAGGAAACGUUAUAAACUAUUCAACCAUGUUUGGUUAUGCCAUGCGGGAUGGCUCCGAUGGCUUCGAUGCGCCAUAUGGAGGCAUGUUUUAAAUUGAAAUCGAGUUUAAUUUUAAGCGCCCGUCUACGAUUAUUGGAUGUAGCAAUUUGAAUGCAGCUAGUUUCAUCCAAGACGACAGUCAAUCUCACAGUAAUAAAUAUAUUCACAAAACAAAUAUUCGAUUGAAAUAAUAUACAUAAUA
This is a messenger RNA of Drosophila arizonae, 629 nucleotides long. Its product is annotated as leptin receptor gene-related protein. The record is from RefSeq and is a predicted model, not a curated record. Gene Ontology annotation, cellular component: endosome. NCBI's taxonomy places the organism in Eukaryota, Metazoa, Arthropoda, Insecta, Diptera, Drosophilidae. Gene Ontology annotation, biological process: late endosome to vacuole transport via multivesicular body sorting pathway.